Molecule: messenger RNA, 1867 nt
Organism: Colius striatus (speckled mousebird)
Lineage: Eukaryota; Metazoa; Chordata; Aves; Coliiformes; Coliidae
Gene: COLGALT1
Product: collagen beta(1-O)galactosyltransferase 1
Exons: 12
Coding region: 13-1866 (617 amino acids)
Molecular function (GO): procollagen galactosyltransferase activity
Source: RefSeq, a predicted model, not a curated record
GCGGGGCUCAGGAUGGCGGCGGCUCGGCCGUGGCGGCCGCUGCUGCUGCUGCUGGCGCUGGCGCCCGGGCCGCUGCCGGUGAGCGGAUACUUCCCCGAGGAGCGCUGGAGCCCGGAGUCGCCGCUGCGGCCGCCGCGCGUGGUCGUGGCCAUCGUGGCUCGGAACGCGGCGCACGCGCUGCCCGUGACGCUGGGAGCGCUGGAGCGGCUGCGGCACCCCAAGGAGCGCACGGCGCUGUGGGUGGCCGUGGACCACAGCGUGGACAACACGACGGCGCUGCUGCGGGAGUGGCUGGUGCGGGUGCAGGGGCUCUACCACCGCGUGGAGUGGAGACCCCUGGAGGAGCCGCGGUCGUACCCCGGCGAGGAGGGUCCCAAACACUGGACCCCGUCGCGCUACGAGCACGUGAUGAAGCUGCGUCAGGCGGCGCUGGAGUCUGCCCGAGCCAUGUGGGCUGACUACCUGCUGUUCCUGGACGCCGACAACGUCCUGACCAACCCCGACACGCUGCAGCUGCUGAUGGCAGAGAACAGGACGGUGGUGGCGCCGAUGCUGGACUCGCGCGCCGCCUACUCCAACUUCUGGUGCGGGAUGACGGCGCAGGGCUACUACCGGCGGACGCCAGCCUACCUGCCCAUCCGCAAGCGCGAGCGCCGCGGCUGCUUCGCCGUGCCCAUGGUCCAUUCCACCUUCCUGCUGGACCUGCGCAAAGAGGCCUCGCGGCAGCUCGCCUUCUACCCCCCGCACCCCGACUACACCUGGGCCUUCGACGACAUCAUCGUCUUCGCCUUCUCCUGCCGGCAGGCGGGGGUGCAGAUGUUCGUCAGCAACCGCGAGCCGUUCGGGUUCCUGCCGGUGCCGCUGCGCUCGCACGGCUCCCUGCGCGACGAGGCCGACAGCUUCCUGCACGUGCAGCUGGAGAUCAUGGUGAAGAACCCGCCGGCAGAGCCGUCCCCGCACGUGUGGGUCCCCCCAAAGGUCCCCGACAAGAUGGGCUUCGACGAGGUUUUCCUGAUCAACCUGAAGCGCCGCGCCGAGCGCCGGGAGCGGAUGCUGCGCUCGCUGCACGAGCAGGAGAUCGCCUGCAAGCUGGUGGAGGCCGUGGAUGGAAAGGCCAUGAACAGGAGCGAGGUGGAAGCUCUGGGCAUCCGGAUGCUGCCGGGGUACCGGGACCCGUAUCACGGGCGGCCGCUGACCCGGGGGGAGGUCGGCUGCUUCCUCAGCCACUACCGUGUCUGGCAGGAGAUCGUCGCGAGGGGCUUGGCCAAGUCCGUGGUGUUCGAGGACGAUUUGCGCUUCGAGAUCUUCUUCAAGCGGCGCCUCAUGAACCUGAUGGAGGAUCUGGAGGCCGAGGGGCUGCCCUGGGACCUGAUCUACAUCGGGAGGAAGCGGAUGCAGGUGGAGAGGCCCGAGAAGGCCGUGGCCGGCGUGAGGAACCUGGUGGAAGCCGACUACUCGUACUGGACCCUGGGCUACGUGCUGUCCCUGCGCGGCGCGCGGCGGCUGCUGGCGGCUCGGCCCCUCGGCAAGAUGCUGCCGGUCGACGAGUUCCUGCCCGUCAUGUUCGACAAGCACCCGCUCGCUGCCUACAUGCGGCACUUCUCCCCGCGGGACCUCGUGGCGUUCUCGGCGGAGCCGCUGCUCGUGUUCCCGACGCACUACACGGGGGACUCCGGCUACGUGAGCGACACGGAGCCGCCGCUGCCGUGGGACGGGGGCGACGCGGCCCCAGCCCCCGCCGGGGGUCCCGCUCCGUGGCCGGGGGGCUCGGGGAAGGCGGCGGAGCAGGAGGAGCUGCGGCGGGAGGCGCGAAACGCCGACGUGCUGCAGUCGGCGCUGGACCGAGCGGCGCGGGACGAGCUCUGAC